AUGGCGGCGGACAGUGCGUUGGCCUCUCUGGGGCCGGAGGGAGCUAUGGCUGCGGCUCACGCGCUGUCUCUUCCCGCAGACGCCUAUGGAAAUGAUCCACGACUUGAAGCAAUGUGGGCAAUAAAGGCCUCUGAGCACGCAGAAGUUUACUUCAAUCUCAUAUCAUCCGUGGAUCCCAAAUUUCUAAAACUGACCAAGGUGGAUGACAAUCUGUACACCCUGUUCAAAGAAACGUUCAAAGAUAUUGAUAUAAAAAUUCUGAAAACAGAAGACCUUAAAUCAAAUGAAGCCAAAGAGAGAUGGCGACCCUUUUGCAACCAGUUUGAAGGAAUUGUUGAAGAUUUUAACUAUGGCACCCUUCUUCGAUUGGACACUGAAAAAGAGUACACCGAGGAAAACACAAUAUUUGCCACACGAGUGCAGUUUUACGCUAUAGAGAUUGCCCGCAACAGAGAUGGCCUCAAUGAUGCGGUGUUCAAAUCCAAGAGUAACAGAUGA
Messenger RNA from Knipowitschia caucasica, 498 nucleotides. The record is from the annotation of a GenBank genome assembly. Lineage: Eukaryota; Metazoa; Chordata; Actinopteri; Gobiiformes; Gobiidae.